Molecule: messenger RNA, 1065 nt
Organism: Penicillium nucicola
Lineage: Eukaryota; Fungi; Ascomycota; Eurotiomycetes; Eurotiales; Aspergillaceae
Product: zinc-dependent alcohol dehydrogenase family protein
Exons: 3
Coding region: 1-1065 (354 amino acids)
Molecular function (GO): oxidoreductase activity
Source: RefSeq, a predicted model, not a curated record
AUGGCCGUUCAACAAUGGAUCACGCCCUUAAAGGGCAUCAGCAGUCUCACCCGCACCGAAGCUUCAAUGCCUGUGGCAGGUAAAGGUGAAGUUCUGGUGGAGAUCCGCGCUGUGUCCUUGAACUACCGCGACGUCGAAGUGACCAAUGGCGAAUACAAGCACCACAGGACUGCCGAACAAGAUGCCACCAUUGUGCCGUGCUCAGACAUGUGCGGAGUAGUGACGCAGGUUGGCCCUGAGGUGACGAAGUGGACCAUCGGUGACCGAGUCCUCUCGACCUUCCUGCCUACCCAUCAAACUGGCCAAGUGACCGAGAAGAUGCUUGCAGGAAGUGUCGGGCUCCCUAAUGAUGGAGUCCUGGCUACGCAUCGCGUCUUUCCCGAGGAUGGCCUGGUGGAAGCUCCGACGUUCAUGUCCGAUGUCGAGGCUGCUACACUUCCUAUCGCUUCCGUCACCGCUUGGAUGUCUAUCAAUGGAAUGCGACCAAUGUCACUCAAUGGCGGCAGUGGUGGGAAGGACGAGUAUGUUCUGCUUCAGGGAACUGGUGGCGUGGCGAUUGCUGGACUACAGAUUGCCAAAGCUGCUGGCGCCAAGGUGAUUAUCACCUCCUCGUCUGAUGAGAAAUUGGACCAGGCGAAGAAGCUUGGUGCCGAUUUCACUAUCAACUACCGCACUACCCCCAACUGGGAAGAAGAGGUCAACAAGUUCACUGAGGGCCGGGGCGUUGACAUUAUUCUAGAGGUUGGUGGUGCCAAAACUCUGCGAAAGAGCUUCGAUUGCAUCGCCUUUGGUGGACUGAUUAACUGCAUCGGCUACGUUUCGGGCAAGAUGGAUACGGACGAGGAUCGUCUUAACAUCAAUCUCCUUACCCUCCGUCGUACAGUCACCCUCAAAGGUAUCAUCAACGGCCCCAAGGAUCGCUUCGAGGAGAUGAUUCGUUUCUAUCAGGCGCACCAGAUCCACCCGGUCGUCAACCGGGUCUUUUCGUUUGAAGAGGCCAAGGAAGCUUUCAAAUUCCUAGAGAGCAGCAACCACUUUGGUAAAGUGGUUAUCAAGGUCCAAUAA